Molecule: messenger RNA, 3944 nt
Organism: Coregonus clupeaformis (lake whitefish)
Lineage: Eukaryota; Metazoa; Chordata; Actinopteri; Salmoniformes; Salmonidae
Product: GRIP and coiled-coil domain-containing protein 1
Exons: 3
Coding region: 294-2822 (842 amino acids)
Cellular component (GO): Golgi apparatus
Source: RefSeq, a predicted model, not a curated record
AUCAAAAUGUGCACAGAAGUAGUUUAUUGAGAAUGUUGAAUACAGAGAAUCUUCUCUGUAUUUGACAGAUAACCAAUUAUUUCGACCUUUGCAAGAUGGCCGCUUUUACAGACUGCUUCUGGUGCUUUUUUUUUUUUACAUUAAAAAAAUCCCACUGUGAAGAACAGGAAAUAGCUUGGGAAACCAUCGUUUGUCGAGAAGUCGUAUUCUGAAGGGUUUUUGUUUGAGCCAGCAAUCAUGGAUCCCAGAUGAAAGUCAAGCAACUGAAAAUAAAACCAAAAACCCACUGAGCCAUGGAGAAGUUUGGGAUGAGCUUUGUGGGUGGCCCCAGCAAGAAGGAGCUUGUGGACACCAUAGAGACUCAGAGAAAGCAGUUGGUCCAGUAUCAAACACGCUUCAAGGAUGUGGUCAGGGCCUACAAGAGCCUGCUGAAGGAGAAGGAGGCUCUGGAGGCUAGUCUGAAGGUACUGACCGUCUCCCAGGAGGUAGACUUCAGCCAGCGUGGAGAUGAUGGCUCUGCCAGUGGCAGCUAUAUGACCUCUGACUUCCCAGAUGAUCACUGCUCCAUGCACAGCGAGGACAGUCUGGACACAGCAGCCUCCGCUGACACUGCAGCCUCCGCUGACACUGCAGCCUCCGCUGACACUGCUACCAGCAUUACCAGUGGGAGCACCAAGGGCGACCAGGCUGAAGAGGAGCAGGGUAGUAGCCCAGGAGAGAUGGGGGCGACCGGGCCUGGAGGCCCCUCAGUGUCCCAGAGGUCUGAGGAGGCUAGUGGGUCAGAGAGCGGUAUCAGCUCCAGCAGUAGUGGAGGGUCUGAGGUUCAGCAGCAACCAACACCCCCACCCACCUCUUCAAUGGAGGCCGACCGGAGGGUCCUCCAGCUGAAGACCCAGCUGACCACCCUGACCAGCUCCCUGGCCACGGUCACGCAGGAAAAGUCCAGGAUGGAGGCCAAUUUCCAGGCCGACAAGCGGAAGAUCAAACAGGAGAUGGAUGAGCUCCAAGGGAGGCUGGAGGAGGCCAGGAGGCAGCAUGAAGCAGAGAUCCACACCCUGCAUGAGCAGCUGGUGGAGAGUAAGGCCCGGGUCAUCACCCAGCAGCAUGAGAGAGAACAGGAGCAGGGCGACCACGCCCUUAUGCUCAGAGAGCUCCAGAAAUUGCUGCAGGAGGAGAGAGGCCAGAGGCAGGAUGCCGAGCUUCGGCUGGAGGAUGCCAGGGAGGUCCUGCUGGAGGUCACACAGGCCGCAGAUCGGAAGCAUGAUUAUGAGGCCCGGCUAAAGGAGGUGACCCAGCAGAGGGAGGAGAUGAGGAGGAGCCUGCAGGCUGCGGAGGCAGAGAGGAACAAGCCAGACCCACAGGUGGAGGAGCUGCAGCGGGAGCUGACGGCGCUAAAGAACCACUUUCAGCAGCAGAUGCAGCAUGAGAUCAGAAAGGCGUCGCAGGCAGAGGAGCGUCUGCAGGAGCAAUCCCAGCUGGAGGAGGGCCGUGUGGCCAGCCUGGAGUUGCGGGUUUCUGAGCUGUCUGAGCUGCUUGGGGCCUGCGAGAAGGCCCGGCAGAGGGACCAGCAGAACGCCCACCGGCUGAGAGAGCGCAUCCUGCAGCUGGACAUGGAGAACAAGACCCUGGCCAUCGCCGCUUCCACCCGGGGCUCCCCUCUGGACCUCAGCAUGGACGAGGCUAACCUGGACGUGAAUGUGCUGAAGGAGCGCCUGGAGAAGGUAAAGAGGCUUCUUCUGCUAGCCACACAGAGGAACCAACCAGAGCAGACCAUGGAGAUAGAGAAGCUGGCUGAGAUGGAGGGGCAGCUGGGGCUGGGUCAGGGAACGGGCAGUGGGGGGGAGUCGUCAGAUGGGGAGAAGGCCUCGGCGCUCUACUACCAGCAGGAACUGCGGCAGCUGAAGGAGGAGUUUGAGCGCUACAAGGUGCGGGCGCAGGUGGUGCUGAAGAACAAGAACGCUAAAGACUGCAGCCUGGCCAAAGAGCUGGAGGAGGCCCGUGACCAGCUGGCUGAGCUCAAGGAGAAGUACAUCAACCUGCGUAUCCAUGGCGACGAGGCGGAGGCCAAGCACCGCCGGGAGCUGGAGGAGUGUCAGCAGGGGAUAGGGAUGCUGCAGCAGGGUCAUAAACAGGAGCUUGACCGGGCUGAGGCCCAGUACAGAGAGAGCCUCCUCAGGCUGGAGGGGGAACUGCACCGGCAGAGGGACCGCACCAUGGGCCUGCUGCAAGAGAAGGACCAGGAGCUGGAGAAGCUAAAGUCUAUCGGCUACAGUCUCACUGGUUACAGAGGUCACCACAGCGACGAAGGAGACACGGGGGCGGACUUCAGAGCGACCGCGGACUGCGGCAGCAACCACAGCAACAACGCCAACAACAUGGAUGACCCGGCGCAGGAGGAGAGUGACAUCAUCACCCAGGCGUUGCGGCUGGUGGGGCCCAACGAGCCCACGCUCCUCCUGUACGCCGAGCAGCUGGCGAGAAAGGAGGUGGAGAUCGGCUCGCUGCGGCGGCAGAAGCACCGGCUGGAGGAGGACGUGCACCAGCUGCAGGGGAGGCUCAUCGCCAACGGGGAGCGCUACGAUGAGGAGGUGGCUGAGCUCCGGGGCCAGCUGGACAAACGGCACAGGGACCAGGGCAGGGAGGGGGCCAACCUGGAGUACCUCAAGAACGUAAUCUACAAGUUCCUCACCCUUCAGGACACCAGGGGGCGUCAGCAGACCCUCACAGCCAUACUGACCAUCCUGCACUUCAGCCCCCAGGAGAAGCAGGCGGUGGUCAAACAGCACCAGAACCAGGCGUGGUGGACGGCAGGGAUGAGGUAAUGAUGAUGGAGGAGAAGAGUUCAGCGCCUCACUCUGUAAAUAAUGAGAGCUCAUUUGAAACAUUCCUCCGACAGUCAAAGUGUUGUUUAGUUUUCCUGAAUAAAGUAUAUUUAUUUUGGUGUGUUGUUUUCCCAGGAGUGUGGUGUCAAAUGAAAUGGCAACCAACAUUUGAGCUUUGACAAUGUUUAUUACGUUUGAUUUUCCUCAAGACUUUAUUCAAAAUGAUUGCUUUCUGUGUGAAAGAAGCACACAAAACAUUGGAUUUCGAAAUCUAAUGAGUGGAUAUAGAAGUGUGGGUUUGUUUUUGUAUUUGCCACUAUGUGAAGCAUAGUUUAGGAAUAUUUGGUUGUUUUGAUUCUUUGAUAAGAUAAAAUGAGGCUCACAUCUGUGUUUCCAAAGUUUCUGUCAAAAGAAGGUAACCAAAUAUUGACCGACAGAAUCUGUUAACUUUUCGAUAACAAACCUCAGUCUUUAUGACCUGUGUGAGAGUUGUUUUUCUCUUUACAACACUGGUUAUCUCUCUUCAUAGCGACUGUAUUUCUGCCUGCUUGAAGGGCAAAUCUCACCGGUACACAUGAAAACAUGAAAUGACCCCGGGAAUCAAUAGAACAUGCAGAAAUACAAUAACAUUCUAAAUGGGUGAAUCUUUGUUUGCAUCAGUAGCUUUAAAGAGAUUCUUCAGGAUUUUGGCAAUGAAGCCCUUUAUCUACUUCCCUAGAGUCAGAUGGAAUCAAUGUUUAUGUCUCUGUGUGCAGUUUGAAGGAAGUUGCUAACUAGCGUUAGCGCAAUGACUGGAAGUCUAUGGUGACUGCUAUUAGAUCCAGUCAUCACGCUAACACUAGUUAGCAUUGGCUCGCUAAACUAACUUCCUUCAUAAAGUCAUAAAAAUGGUAUCCAUGAGUUAAUCUGACUCUGGGGAAGUAGAUAAAGUAUCCCUUUAAUGCUAGCGCUCCUGUAUGUGUUGUACAUAAUUGUAUGAUAAUCUGAGGGCUAAAAAACUGAAUACUUUGGUUGGUAAUUACAGUUUAGUAUACCGUUUUAUUGUGUGGAUAAUACAAUGCUUAUUGUUGAAACGCAUAUUUUUGAUUCCCUCUUAACAUAAAGAUUAAAAAAUAAAUCAGC